AGGGAAAUUAGCGAAGAGAGGUUGGGAUAGUUUAGUAAUCUUAUAUUAGAGUGAUAAUUGGAGGAAAUAGUUAACCAUGGUUAGUAAAUUCUGAAUUUGGUAGUGCUUUUUAAAGUUUUUCCACUUAUAAGGUAGUUUUGUAAAAUAAACAUGAUAUAAGGUAGUUUUUUUAAAAAAAGUGUCUUUAUUAGGUAGUUUCUAACAAUUUUUCCUAUUAUUUUUAACAAUAAUCUCUUCAAUGGGAAAAUCAUAUAUAAUACAAUUGGCUGAAAGUCAUAAUACAUUAACAUUAUUAAGAAAAAAAUAUUGAUUGACUCAAAAUCGGAGUCGGAUUAUUUUAUGAGAUCCGGCUCCGACCCUACUCCUACUUGGAGUCGGAUUACAUUUUUGUUGGAGUCGACUCGAAUUUUUUUUUUCGAAUCGGAGCGGACUAGGGUCGGACCUGAACUGGGUUGCAAUUCCUAGUAGAUUGUGUUGUGACCAACCAUUUGUAAAUUCCUGGAUUCGCUAGUGGUUAUAACUUAUGAGGAGUGGUGGAUUUAUAGGGGACGUACGGUGGGUACAACGGUACCCCAUUCCCAAAAAAAAUUGAAGGAAAUAAAAACAAGGAAAAUAAAUAAAAUAAUGCUGCCCAAUACAGACGCUACUCACGCUCCCCUUUGUUUCUCUAUCCUCCGGGCUUCUCUGUCAGUAUAACAUUUGUUUCUUUCUUUUUGUAGCCACUUCGCCGGAGGCCAGAACGUCAGAACGCCUUACGCGGUUCCGCCAGAAGAAGGCAGAAGCCCAGAACUGAGAACCCUUCUGGUUAAGGAUGGACAAAGGAAAGAAGCCGGGUAAAUCUACAGCUGUGUCCAAGUCCAACAAGAUAUAUAUGGACCUCAAAGAGAUACUCCAGGAGCAUGCUCUUCGUUACCUUCCUGCUAAAUCUCUUUGCAGGUUCAAAGUUGUGUGCAGAGACUGGAAACUACAGAUAUCAACUCCGUUCUUUGAGCACAGCCAAUCCUUUGCUUUCCGUUCUAUGUCAGGUCUCUUUUGUCAGUCUCCUAACGGCUCUAUCUCCUUUGUUUCCCUUGACCCAAUGGCAUAUGGCAUCCCAGACCCUAAUCUAACGUUUUUACCUGAGCCUGCUGAUUUGCUCGCGUCUUCGCAUGGAUUACUCUGUUGUCGAGGUUGCAAUGAUAAAAAGGCGUAUUACAUAUGCAAUCCUGUCAAUCAGAAUUGGAAGAAGCUUCCCCUGCCUGAAGCUGACCAUGGACAGCACCCUGCCCUGGCACUUGUUUUUGAGCCAUCACUGCUAAAUUUUGUGGCUGAUUUUAAGUUAAUUUGUGCUUUCCCGUCUACUGACUUUGAUGAUGCUUAUGAAUUUGAGAUCUAUUCAUCAGCUGAAGACUCGUGGAAAAUCUCUCCUGAGAUUUGCUUUGGUGAAAAUGGAAGGAUAUUAAAAGCAGGUGGCUUUCAUGUAAACGGGGUUGUUUACUGGGUGUCAAAUAAUUAUGCGCUUAUUGGUUUUGAUCUGAAGAAAAACCGUGUGAAGGUGAUUCCGUGUUUUGAAUUGUACGGAUCUGUUACCUUGGGCAUCAUGAACGGAAAGCUUUGUGCAUCACAUAAGAAAGGUUGUCAAGUAAAAGUAUGUGUAUUGUCCAAUGAGUUUGCAAAUACCAUGCAUAUGGAAGCUGCUAACAGAACAUGGGAAACAAAAACAGUUCUGCUUAGUCAUGCAGGCACCGGGCGUGCAGUGCAUGAAUCUGAAGGAACUAUUUUGGCUGUAGGAAGUGAUGUGAUCGUGUUUCCUGAUGGAAGACAAAUCUUUGCGCAUGAUCUACGAACUAAAGUAACUACAGAUUUGAGCACUGAGGUAGAAUUUAGUAGUAAAAAUGUUUAUUUUCCUUAUGUUAAUAGCCUAGUGUGCCUUUAGUGACUCUAAUUUAUAAUGGCGGCGCGGGACGAAGUUAACUUUGUGUUUUUGGUACUGGUGCUCACUGCUCAGCGUUCAGGUUGAUUGUGUAUUAGUGUAUGUCUAUAUUUUGAACUUC
Messenger RNA from Beta vulgaris subsp. vulgaris (sugar beet), 2033 nucleotides. RefSeq names its product putative F-box protein At3g23950. The record is from RefSeq and is a predicted model, not a curated record. Lineage: Eukaryota; Viridiplantae; Streptophyta; Magnoliopsida; Caryophyllales; Amaranthaceae. Gene Ontology annotation, molecular function: protein binding. The transcript has 2 exons. Bases 812 to 1915 code for a protein of 367 amino acids.